CCCCUGGCGACGACGCCCGCCAACCACAACCCAAGGAAAAAGCGCCGUGUGCGCAGCUUCUUCUGGAAGCCCAUCCCGGAGGAGAAGGUGCGCGGGAAGCCGAACAUCUGGACGCUGGCGGUGCGGCAGCAGCAGUACCAGAUCGACGUUCGCUCUGUUGAGGAGCUGUUUGGGCAGCAGGAAGACGCGACCUCGGCUUUACGAGGCACAACGCCGACAACAGGAACCUCGACUCGUAUAUCGAGGUCCCGCUCCUUUAAGGACAACAGCAGGAAUGAGGUCAGCAUCCUGGACUCCAAAAGAGGAAUGAAUGUGGGCAUUUUCCUCAAGCAAUUUAAGAAGUCAAACUGCUCCAUUGUUGAAGACAUCCGACGUGGAGAGGGGAAGAUUUAUGGAGCCGAGCUGCUCAAAGACCUGCUGAAGCUCCUGCCCGAUGCAGAGGAGAUCAAGAAACUGCAGGCUUUUAAAGGAGACCCAGACAAGUUGACACUGGUUGAUUCCUUUAUGUACCUCCUAAUCCAGGUGCCACGGUUUGAAGUUCGGAUCGAGGCCAUGGUUCUCCGUGAGGAAUUCUCACCUUGCAGUGCUGCGAUGAGCCAUGACAUCGAUGUCAUCAGAGCCGCUACUGAAGAGCUGAUGAACUGUGAGGAGCUUCAUGCCAUCCUUCAUCUGGUCCUGCAGGCUGGAAACAUCAUGAACGCUGGCGGCUACGCAGGAAAUGCUGUUGGAUUUAAGCUGUCGUCUCUUCUCUCAUUGGCCGACACUAAGGCCAACAAGCCGGGAAUGAACCUGCUGCAUUUUGUUGCUAUGGAGGCGAAGAAGAAGGAUGAAAAGCUGCUAAAGUUUCCAGAGAAUCUGCAGCAUGUACAGAGUGCAGCCAGAAUUUCAGUUGAAAACAUUGAGCUGGAGUUUUCCUCCUUAUACAUCCGGAUCAAAUCCCUGGAGGAGAAAAUCCAAGGAGAAGAGCAGCUGCAGCUGCAGCUGGAGCCCUUUCUGCAGAGCUCAGCGCAGACGCUGCAGGACUUAAAGAGGCGCAGGCUGGAACUGCGAAAAGAGGGCAACACUCUCAUCGACUUCUUUUGUGAAGACAAGGACACCUUCAAGCUGGACGAGUGUUUUCGGAUCUUUCAAGACUUCUGCAUUAAAUUCAACAAGGCUGUAAAGGACAACAGGGAGCGUGAGCUGAAGGAAGCAGCCAGACUGCGGCGGCUCAGGGAGCUGGAGGAGAAGCGCUUUGCGUGGGCCGCUGAGGAUCACAGCAGCGUCUUCGGCCGCAGCAGCAGCGAGAGCGACGUAGAAAUGCUCACCAAGGAAGGCCUGCUGGACUUCUUCCAGAAAAGAUCCCAGAGUCCAAACAGUCCGCUUGGACGCUCUGCCAGUGCCCGCCGCCACCGUCACACUAUGACCUCCAUAGUAGACCGCGAGCUCCAGGGUUACCUGGAGCUGUUCGGAGGCGCAGGGAACCCCACCAGCUACUCCAGGUUCUACAGCCUGCCCCGGUCCGGCCGGCCUCUCCACAGGAACGCCGUCCCGUGGAUUCUUGGUCAGGAUGACAGCAGAGAGGCGACGUCUCCACAUGCAGAAACGGAGCCUGUUGGCUCUCUGGCCAGCUUCUCCUCCUCUGGCUCCAACAAUAACGAAGUCGUCAACGACAACGAUGAUUACUCGUCUGUUUCGGAGAGCAGCGCUUUGCCUCGCCCCUUCUGUGUCUUUCAGAAGCCUGUCCACCUUCCCAACCCGGCUGUUACUGGCCUCAUGAAUGUUAGCUUGGACAAGCAUACUUUAGUUCAAGCUCCUCAAAGUUUUGACCUGCAGAGCCCAAACAACAACAGCGACCAUAAGCACUUUGUCAGCCAUGGUGACGUUGUGGUAACUGAACUUGAACAGGAGGCAGAACGUUCUCCCAGACAUCAGGACAGGUUCGUGUUCGAUGAGGUUUUGGAGAAAAGAGCUGAUCCAAAGGCAGGGGACGGUAAAGACAAGACAGGAGCUUCCUCUGAGAGGGAGAGAGACGACAAGGACUGCAGCACAGUUUCAUCCACAACCUGUGAUACCCCCCUCCCUCUGGAUACCUCUGUGUCCAACAAGAAGCCCAUGUUUUACAUAAUAGACUGCACCGAAACAGACUGCUCCGUGGUGCUGGAUUACUCCGAGGCUGAAAGCUCAUCUCUCACCAAAGAAGGUCUUCAGUUUGUUCCUCAGUGGAGCAAAGAUCUGGAAAGCCAGCAAGGUCCAAAUUCCUCCUGCAACGACAAGUCCAUCUCAACCAGUGAACUCUCAGCGCCCAAAUCUGCAGAUGUAACAUCUGUGGCUGCAUCUGCCACCACAGAGGACUGGGACACAGAGAGCUGCGACACGGCAGAGGGGAAACAGGCUGCAGAGAAGGACCAGAGAGCAGGCAGAAAACCGCUGAACUCAAAGAGCAACAAAGUGUCAAAGGGCAGCGGGGGUCGAGGGGUUCGGACUCUGACCAGCGGCGAGAGCCAGGGAGUCCGGAAAGUUGUCCCCAUCAGCAGGGUGAACAGGACGGGCAGCAGCAGGAGGACAGACAGAGCUUCGGUCCAGGACGGCGGAGAGGCACACCGACACCUCCGUGACCAAAGCACUCCUGCAAGAGGAAGAGCCGAGAAGACAGAGAGACCGCCUCGACACUCAAGCGUUCCUCCUGAUGAGUCCAAGGUCCAGAGGGGGGGUGGCCUCACGGGGGGCGUGUCUAGAUGGGCGCGAGAUUCAACGCCAAGGAAAGCUUCCCUCCACAAGCCGAGCGCCAAACCGCUCAGAAACAUCCCAAAGCCUGUGCAUGAGGAAAAGAUGUGCCGCUCCACCAUGAGGGCUCUGGCUCAGGCCCAGGCUCAGGCUGGACCCCCAGGGGGGCCUUCCUCUGAGAACAGCAGCUCAGAACCUCAAAGCGCUAAGAACUCCUCUAACGUCCCCAGCUUUGCCCGAAACACUGUAGCUUCAUCUUCCCGGACCAAGAGGGAUCUGGGCCCUCCGACUAUCCCCACCACCCCAUCCCGCAGCCCCUCGCUCCGGGGGCGCCGCACCUCCACCAACCAGAACCGGGCCUCACCGACACCUCAGAGCAACGAAGAAAAGCCUCCAGCGACACACCUGCGGCGGGUGCACAGUGUCAAGGCGGCUAGCCGCAGCGCCUGUCGCAGCGAGACCCCGCCUCCAACAUCAACACGGGGGAGCAUUCGGAAGACCAGCAGCUUUUCUGAAAAGUCUGUGCAGCUCAGAGACUCGUUGAUGUCUGGCAAAGCCACAAAGCCGAGCUGGAAGUGACACCAGACCUGGUGCAAACUGACUGCAGUCACAGACGACCUCUCCAUUUAGAAUAGAGUGAUAUUUACUCGCCUUACCAAUCCACAGUGGAGGGGAAUCCUCUCUAACAUGCAACAGAUCUCAAGCUGAAAUCUACAUUAAGCUGUUUCACCUCUGAAGUUACUUCUGUAGUUGACAAUUGCAAAGAGCAAGAUGCAAUGAACCUCUCUUCGUUUCUGUCGUGUUUCUAUAGAAAAGUUACUUUUGUUUUUCCACUAACAUGACAAGUGGUAAAUUGGUGAUCUUACACAGAAGCCUUAUUGCCUGCUUAGCUGUUAAUCUGCAGAUCCCUGUAUGCUACUGUCUGUGACGAUGUUAAUGUUUUAAGAAAUACUGACUCACUACCAUAAUGCUGCUAAUUAGCUCUGAUUGUUCCCCUUUUUUAAUUCAGGGUUUCAGAAUCUGGUAAAUCUUGCUGCUGUCACUGUGCCUUGAAAAAGUAUUGAUACCCUGAGAACUUUUUCACAUCUUCUCAAGUUACAACCAAAAAAAAAACUUCAAUAAGUUUAAUUUGUACUUUAUGUGAUAGACAGAUAACAAUAAGUAGUGCACACAUUGGCAAUGGCAGGACUGCAUUAUAUGAGGAAGUAAUGUUAUGCAAUAUGCCCAAGUGUAAUAUUACUUAAUAUUACACUUAAUAUUAAGUGUAAUAUUAAGUGUAAUAUUACUUAAUAUUACACUUAAUAUUAAGUGUAAUAUUAAGUGUAAUAUUAAUUAUAUUAAUAAUGAGGAUUAAGGAAAAUCCUCAUUUUCCUUAAUUUUCUGUUUCUCAGUGGUUAUUGUGAUGCUUCACAUACUCUGUGACCUCAAGCAUCAGGGCAUCUGAUCUAGAGGUCAGUAAAUGUCCAGCCAACAGGCUGGACGUAUAAUUGGCAGAUUGGUGGAAUUCACGUUUAUAAAUCACCCUGGGCUUUCUAAAGGUUUUUAUUUGGGGACGUCAAAGUAAACAGGGUUCAAUACAAAUGCUCUCCACAGUUUUCAGAUUUUUAUUCCGUGUGUCCCUUUCCUCCCCCUUCACUAUUAUGUGCAGCCUUGCCUUUGUGUAGGUCUAUCACAUGAAAUGCCAAAUGAAUACUUACAUGUUUGUGGUUGUAAUAUGAGAAAUCAUUCAAAACGUGGAGUGGUAUUCAUGCUUUUGCCAGGCAUUGUGUGUGUUUUUGUUUUGCCUGGUCCUCCAACUGUUUCCUUUGCUCAAUACCUCAGACAGAUCGCUGUGGCCUUGUAAUCACAUGAGACGGACUCGUUUAUUUUUACAUGCUGACAACAUGGACAUAAUCGGAUCAGUUAAAGUCCAUGGCAUUCUCAAGGUAGAACAACAUGUAAAUUCACAAAUAAAAUACCAGUGUACAAGA
Messenger RNA from Poecilia reticulata (guppy), 4676 nucleotides. RefSeq names its product FH2 domain containing 1 (gene fhdc1). Lineage: Eukaryota; Metazoa; Chordata; Actinopteri; Cyprinodontiformes; Poeciliidae. The record is from RefSeq and is a predicted model, not a curated record.